CGACAGCACCUGAAAGCCUCAUAUGCCACAGCAGGUUUCGCGGAGGGGGAAGAGAGAAUCCUCAUUUGAGCUUUGUAACAACAUCCCUCUCUUAAGGAUAUAUGUCGCUAAAAUAACGCGCGAGGCGGUUGAAUUAAUAACGUUAGUUUAGUAGCCUAUUAUAUUUAAACCCGUAACGUAACACCGAGGUGAUAGGCUACCUCUUGAAAAUGCUUCAGUCUCUAGCCAGCAAUUCGUGUGUGCGGUUGAUACAAAGUCACAAAUCGACGUGGUAUUUUGUAUCUCUAGUCUUGGGGUAUAUCCUUUAUCUCAUAUUCGGCGCUGUUGUCUUUUCUUCGGUUGAGCUGCCUUAUGAAGACCUCUUGCGCCAGGAGCUGAGGGCCAUUAAAAAACAGUUCCUCCAGGAAAAUGAAUGUCUAUCCGAAGAGCGUCUAGAACGUUUUCUAAAGAAAGCCCUGGAUGCCAGUAAUUAUGGGGUUUCCAUCCUCAAUAACGCCUCAGCUAACUGGAACUGGGACUUCACCUCUGCGCUGUUUUUUGCGAGCACCGUGCUGUCCACCACAGGAUAUGGUCACACAGCACCACUGUCCGAUGGCGGGAAGGCCUUCUGCAUUAUCUACUCAAUGAUUGGCAUCCCCUUUACCCUCCUCUUCCUCACUGCUGUAGUGCAAAGGAUCAUGGUGUUCAGCACGCGGAGGCCAGUCAUGUACAUCCACAGGCGCUGGGGCCUGUCCAAGCCACUGGUGGCUAUCGUACACGCCACUCUGCUCGCCACUUUGGCCGUCUCUUGCUUCUUCCUCAUCCCCGCCGCCAUCUUCUCAGCACUGGAGGAGAACUGGAACUUCCUGGAGUCCUUCUACUUCUGCUUCAUUUCUCUCAGCACCAUCGGUCUGGGUGACUACGUACCUGGAGAGGCCUCUAAUCAGAGGUUCAGGGAGCUUUACAAAGUGGGGAUCACUGUCUACCUGAUCCUGGGUCUGAUAGUCAUGCUGGUGGUGCUGGAGACCUUCUGCGAGCUGCAGCAACUGAAGCAGCUGAGGAAGAUGUUCUACCUGAAGAAGGAGAAGCCGCAGGACCGCCUCGCCAUUAUGGAGCACGACCACCUGUCCUUCACUACUGUGUCCAACAGAGCCACAGCUUACACUGAGGGCAAAACCCCGACAUUUGAUAGUGUCCCAACUCUGGCCUCCCCCAAUGACGAUCCCAUGAUCCAGUAAACAUCGACACAGCAAACAUCUAUUGCAGGAUGAAAAUGGGAAAGUAGUGGGUAAUGCACGCCAGACUGUAGGUAGAUAGAAUGAGUAGAUCAAGUCUCAGCUGUAGGCAUUCUGCAAAGCUCAGCCCUGCAAAUUUUACUUGUAAAACUAGUUGAGACUAUUCAGAUCAAGCAAACAAGCUUCUUUAUCAAACCACAAUACUGACAAUAUAGGACUCUGCAGGAGAGAUUAAAUGUAUGCACAUUAAUCAGGGAGAAAAUUAAUAUUUUAACAGUGACUAUAAAGACAUAGCCAGCGAUAAAAGAAAAGCCUUCAGCUGUAUUUAUGACUCACAGGAGAUACGCUCCUUUAUGAGCUGUGAUAUUUAUUGCAUAUUUAGGAACAUUUUAGAAAAUAAUUGGUCUCUUAAAUCUCGCUGAAAGAUAGGGCAAUGCUCUAGUCUGUGACAAAAUAGAACAUAAACAUGUACGUAUCUUAUAAAUAGAGAUGCUUGACAGGUAUGUGGAAUGUACAUAAUCAGGUAAAUGUUUUAAGAUGUACAGUAUAGCUUAAAUUAACACACCUGAUAAAGAUGAGCCAAAGUGUAGCCAACACAUAAGAACAACUCAUGUAAUUAACUAUCAUUUGAGUUCAGUGUAAAUUAUUUUUUUUCAGAUAGAACUUUGACAGGAAAAUGUGGUCAAUGUACCAUGACAAGUAUUGCAUUCAGUUAACGUUAUUUUCAGGGGCCUGUUUUCCCAUUGUGUGUCAACUGACAGAGAGCUUGCAGUUGAUCCUGAACAAAGCAUCUGAAAGAAUAGACAAUACAUUUUAUGAAUUAGUGGUCUGAGCUCAGAAAAAGAUAUACUGAAAGUGUGCAAACAAACAGGUUUUGUUUAAAAAAUAAAAAUAAGAAAUAAAACCAAGAAGAAACUAAGAUAAGUUAGACUUUAUUAAUCCCACACCGGGGGAAAUUCCUGUGCUACAGCAAAGAAAAAAGAAAAGGAAAAAAAGAAAAAAUCAUAAGAAGAACACAAAAACGCAUUAAAUAGACAUGGGAGAAAACUAUUUACUCUGCAUACAUAUAAGAACAUAGUUUUACAGUCUAUGUUUUGCAGCAUUUUUGGCUCAUCUUUAUGGAGGCGUUAACUAUUCUUGUUGGACUUCACGUCGUCACACACUUCAUUGUGAGGGAUAGUAUUUGUCUGCGGAUGUGUGCGUGUGUGUGUUUUCUCUACAUGUUGCAGUGCUAUUUCAAUAUCCAUGUGUGAUGAUAAGCAGCACUAUAAUUUAUUGAUUUGUCUGGCUUAAUGUGUGCUGGACUGUUUGAAAAGGGAAGGAGAGGUUAGCCUAGCUUAAAAAAAGGGAACCACAGAGUGCUGACUGGCCCGUUGCAUUUUACUGUCAAUAAAGAGAGCUCAGUUUGCACGUGUACUGGAGCCAGGCAGUAGUACAGGGAGAAAACAUAACUGUUUGGGAUUUCUCAGAGAGAAAAGGGAAAUGAUUCCAAAGAUUUUAUCGGUAAAAAAGGAGAUCUUUUUUAAUGGAAAAAUAAUGGUACUUUUGAUGUGGAUGAUCUGUAAAGGCUCAAUAAUGGCGCUAACCUAAAAAAAGGCGCAAGAUGUCGAAAGAAACUAUUUUACUGUAUUUACAUAAUUUGAAUGUAGAAAUGUAUAUUUUUUGACAUGAGGAAGAUUUAAAACACUUUAGUAGUAAUUAAUGAAAGUAAUUCUCUACUAGAAACGGUGCAUUAGGGAAACUUGAAACUAAAAGUUAAAGCAGCAGGAGUGCAGCUAAAACAUUCCAGUUCUGAUUAUCUACAUCAGGUCUGCUCAUCAAUCAAGAAUAACUUUCCAAAAAUGUGCAUACUAAACUUGCACGUUUGUAUGACAUUUGACUGUGUUUUUAAAAAAAGAUUUGUAUCUGAAGGAAAAAUGUUGUGACAGAAGUACUUAAUUUCAUCCCCUUAUCCAUCCUGCAAUAUUCCGUUUGGCGAAAAUAGACACCCAAACGUACAGUGUAUCAUACUGCUGCAAUGCAGACUUAUUUGUCAUGAAUCCUAUUUUAGUACAUUUAAUAGAAAGACAUGCAUUUGUUAUACAUUUUAACUAUAUCUCAGUAUCUGGGUGGAGCUGAAGUUCUAACCUCAUCUUUCUCCGCUACAUUGCCACAUCAAGACACAGUCGCAGCCUUUUAUGAUGUCUUGAAUGUAACAUUUUUUAUGCCGUUUGCUACAGCAAGAUUUAAGGCCUGCACAGUGUGCAGCAUUACGCCUUGCUGCUCAGCUGGCUCUGUCAGUUUAGUGAUGACAAGUUGAUUUGAAAACAAUGUUUUCAUGACUGCUUGCAAAAUUAGCUUUAAGUGUGUCAUCAUCUGAGUUACUCACUGAUCUUUAAUAUUGUAUUUUAUAGAUCAGUGGGCUUGUAUUUUUUUUUUUUCACCAGUCUGGGCCUUUGUGUAAACUGUGAAGCAUUGCAACUGUUCAUAUUAUCUGCUGAGAAAAAAAGGAUAACUUACUUUUUUGCCAAGCUGGGGUUGCUCUUUUACUGUAAGAUGUUUCAUUGUUUUGUAGAUACAUUAAAAUAGAUUGAUGUCAAGGCUUUUACCCUUGACAUCCCACCCCAGCAUUACUGUUUUCGACAGUGUUUGUCAUGCACAUACAGUUUGUCUUGAGGGUGAGAGCUGUCAGGUAAAGUAGUUCUGUUCAGGGAGAAAAUGUUGUGUCAAGGAUUACAAAUGGAAGCACACUGACAUUAUUUAUUUAUGCUGACAAAAGUAACACAUUUAGGCAAUUUGGAAUCACAGGUUUCUGUACAUAGCUCUUCAGUUGUUUUAGUGCAUACUGUAGAUUCAUAUGCAUUGAUGAGUAUUUUAGUGUUACAAUACCAAUUUUGUAAUACAGCACCUAGGUUUUCUGUAAAAUUCAUUUUGGCAUAAAAAGUGAAUCCAUGAACUGUAAAAUAUCAGUGUGUCUUAAAUAAAGUGUUGGUUUAUUAUUA
Molecule: messenger RNA, 4195 nt
Organism: Sander lucioperca (pikeperch)
Lineage: Eukaryota; Metazoa; Chordata; Actinopteri; Perciformes; Percidae
Gene: kcnk1b
Product: potassium channel, subfamily K, member 1b
Exons: 3
Coding region: 210-1217 (335 amino acids)
Biological process (GO): potassium ion transmembrane transport; stabilization of membrane potential
Cellular component (GO): membrane
Molecular function (GO): potassium ion leak channel activity
Source: RefSeq, a predicted model, not a curated record